Molecule: messenger RNA, 747 nt
Organism: Verruconis gallopava
Lineage: Eukaryota; Fungi; Ascomycota; Dothideomycetes; Venturiales; Sympoventuriaceae
Exons: 3
Coding region: 270-641 (123 amino acids)
Source: RefSeq, a predicted model, not a curated record
AUACGAGAACCUAACCUAAUUUCUUGCUGCUUCGAGUCACAUCACUUGACAGCGCGCAUGCUUCGCGCGAGCGCCGGGUCGUCGUGGCACACGUUAUUGGCUCUCUAUCACGGAGCUGACACGACUACAAAUACUCGCGCCCGCGUCGACCUGACUUUCUCCCUCAUUCCCUCUGUGCACGUGUUAGACGGAUCCCCGCCUUUUUUGAGCCUCAUUAAGAGAUAUUCGACUCCGCUUGCGCUAGCUGCUCUUUCCUCCCGCGAAGCACCAUGCUUGAUCACGCAAGCAUUUCGGUGCCGAAAGACCAGUUCGAAGACGUGAUAGCUUGGUACAUCAAAGCGCUCGAGCCGCUUGGAUACAAGAAAAUCCACGAAUAUGCAGGCCUUGCCGUUGGUCUCGGCGACCCAAAACCUGAUUUCUGGAUCGGCGCGAGAGACGAGGGGCGAUCUGUUCAGCACAUCGCUUUCGGGGCGAAAGAUCGAGACACCGUAAGAAAAUUUUAUGAGGCGGCAAUUGCGGCUGGUGGAAAGGACAAUGGCGGACCGGGAGUUCGCAGUUCGUAUCAUGAGCACUACUAUGGCGCCUUUGUCUUCGAUCCAGUAGGAAACAAUGUAGAGGCUGUCUGCCACAGCCCAGAAUGAACGACGAGGUAGUAAACAAAGCAAUAUAGUUCUAUUCGCUUGGACACAUGGAGAACAAUAGGAUUACGAGUCCCGUGCUAUAGUUACAUAUUACGUCUCUUUUAGG